Mugil cephalus (flathead mullet) is the source of this 2385-nucleotide messenger RNA. RefSeq lists its product as uncharacterized. NCBI's taxonomy places the organism in Eukaryota, Metazoa, Chordata, Actinopteri, Mugiliformes, Mugilidae. The transcript has 6 exons. The record is from RefSeq and is a predicted model, not a curated record. The coding region runs from base 354 to 1052 and encodes 232 amino acids.
UUGAUCUUUAUCCUAUUUUCUCUCAGUUUCUGAUUCAGGCCAAGGUUUAAGACACAGUGUUCUCAAGAGAGGCUAAAUUCAGACUGGUUUUGUCAACUUUAGAUUUAACCUCCUGUAAACGACACAUUUCCUGAAACAAGAUUUUUUUUUUUUUUAAAUGUGGACAGUCACAGACGAAAGAGGGCAGAGGGAAGAGAGAGAGAUAGAGAGAGAAAGAGAGAGAUAGAGAGAGAGAGAACACAGGAAGGAAAUUUCAAACUGUAGAAGAAUAACCUCAGCUUCCUCACAGGUCAUGCAAGUAGACAGAGGGAAAGGUUUGAGUUGCUAGUCCAGCAGUUAAGUGAUCUCUCAUAAUGAAUGUCCUGCAUGUUUUGUUCUUCGGCUUCAUAUCAGCUGAACUGUGUGGACUCAAUGCAGCAGUGGAACCUUUUACAGGAGUCGAAGGACGAGGCAUUACAGUGAGAUGUCACUUUUCAUUGUGCACAGGAAAGGUGGUCUUCUGUAAAACAACAUGCGAAAGAGAUGAAAACGUUCUCAUUGAAACAACAACCGACACUGUUCACAAAGGCAGAUACAGUAUCGAACACCAAGGAACAAGUCAGUCGUGUGCUGUUUUUAUAACCAUCAAACAGCUUAUCCGGUCUGAUGCAGGACGGUACACGUGUUAUAUGAGCAAUUGGUUUGCAAGCAAUCAGCAGGAGAUUGAUCUUACUGUCAAAGCUGCUCCAACCACCACCGCAUCUACUGGCUCUGUGUCGCCUGAAUCUCUUGGUGAAAGCACCACACAGGCUGCAGAUUACUUCCUGCCGCUAGUUUUAAGUGUCUCCUUGGUGGUCCUCUUAGCGGCUGUUCUGCUUCUCAUCUACAAAAAAAAGACACGGAGGAACGUUGAUGGUUUGAACACAGGAGUAAACUUGGAGGACCAAAACGGGAAGGUUGGAUCUUAUGAAGACUGUUCAGUCCCCAGACAUGAAGACUCCCUCUACCAGAGCCUCAGUCCAGCCAGCAGAGACCAGGACCAGAUCUACUGUACAAUCACAAAGCACAUAUGACAUUAGUUACAUAUUUAUUUCAUCAUAAAAAACUGCUAGAUUUAUAUUCUGCCAAAUCUACGUUAACGUCUUAAAGUCUAUGUUUUGUAGUCAGACAGCAGGAAAUGCAGGAAGACUGUCAAGUAAAAAAAACACCUGAAGAUUGUUUCUCUAUUACAUAUUAUCAAUGGUUUUUGCAUGGUUUGUAGACUUUACAGACUUGUCAAAGGCAUUCGACACAGUCGACCAUGUCAUCCUGGCAGAUAGACUCCACAAUAUCGGCAUAUCUAAGCAGGCUGUAAACUGGUUCUCUAAUUAUUUAUCAGAUAGAACACAAUGUGUCCAGGCCGCUGGGUCUUUUUCCUCUUUCUUCCCUGUUCUAAAGGUUCCGUAUUAGGGCCACUGUUGUUCACAAUUUAUGUGAAUAAUCUUUGUGAUAAUUUGUCUGAUGCCGUGUCCCAUUUUUAUGCUGAUGAUACAGAAAUUUAUUGUUCAUCUUCUUUAACAUUAAAAUCCCUUGAGUUCCUGCAGUCACUUCUAGUGUUGAAUGCAGAUAAAUCAAAGACCAUGCUAUUUUCAAAUGGCAACCAACUUCCAUCUCACUUUCCUAGGUUGUCAACUAUUAAUGGGGUUGAACUUCAAAUGGUCACAUCUUAUAAAUACCUAGGUAUUCUGAUUGAUGAGAAUCUUUCCUUUAAAUUGCACUUUGAUGAACUGGUUUCUACGCAGAAACUGAAACUGGGCUUCUUUUUUUAGAAAUAAAGCUUGUUUUUAAUGGCACGUCACAAUACAUUUGAUCACAACAUUUUGCUGGACUAUGGAGACUUCCUUAUAUGCACUCACACGUCGUCCAUCUUUGCUCGUAGACUCUCUCAUUGGCUGAUUUUUAUUUAUAAGUCUAUUCUUGGGCUUCUGCCUACAUAUUUGUGUCUUUACAUGUGUAGAAAUCUCAGCCAAUGUGGCCUACGCUCUCAGGACAUCAUACAAAUGCAGGUCCCAAGAGUCAGAACUGAUCUGGGCAAAAAGGCUUUUAAAUUUUCUGCCCCAUCCACCUGUAAUGAUGUGCAGAAGGACCUGAAAUUGACACAUCUUGUAUCUCUGGGGGAAUUUAAUACAAUUGUAAAAGACAGGGAAAUACGUUCAAUUGGAUCCUGUGACUGCAUUGUGUAACCAUGUAAUCCCUCUCUUGUUUUUAUGUCGUGUGUGUCUGUAUUUUAUUUGUGUUUUAUGUGUUUUGCUGAAAUCGUUCUUUUUUCUCUGAUGCUGUCUUGGCCAGGUCACUCUUGAAAAAGAGGUUUUAAUCUCAAUGAGUUUUUUUUUUACCUGUUUAAAUAAAGGAUAUAAAUAGUUGCCA